Molecule: messenger RNA, 2287 nt
Organism: Lytechinus variegatus (green sea urchin)
Lineage: Eukaryota; Metazoa; Echinodermata; Echinoidea; Temnopleuroida; Toxopneustidae
Product: protein arginine N-methyltransferase 2-like
Exons: 10
Coding region: 38-1363 (441 amino acids)
Biological process (GO): peptidyl-arginine methylation
Cellular component (GO): nucleus
Molecular function (GO): protein binding; protein-arginine N-methyltransferase activity
Source: RefSeq, a predicted model, not a curated record
GAGUCACAGCAAGACGACAACCGGCGUGAGCUUUGGCAUGGAAAUGGGGGAUAGAUCGGAUGGAAAUUCAACAUCAUUUACAACUUGCAAUGGAAAUGAAAAUCAAAGUAGAGAUUGCGGUCACUUAAAUGAUGGGGAUGAAGAGGAUUAUGAGCUAGAAAUCGUAACCGCUGUCGCAGAUUUCUGUGCAAUAGACGAUAGCCAGUUGAGCUUUGAAACUGGGCAAGUACUAUCAGUGCUGCGUAAAACCAAUGUUGACUGGUGGUGGGCACGCAAGGGUAAUACCACAGGUUACAUUCCAACCAAUCACAUCGCUAUGGAAUCCACGGAUCCUGCAUCAAAACCUGACUGGCAAGAUGAUGAAUACUUUGGGAGUUACAGUACUUUGAAAUUGCAACAGGAAAUGCUAAGUGACCAAGCCAGGAAUGAAGCUUAUCAAGUUGCCAUUGAAAGGAACAAGGAAGCAAUGAAAGGGAAGGUUGUUUUGGAUGUCGGCUGUGGGACAGGGUUUCUUAGCAUGCUGUGUGUUAAGCAUGGAGGGGCCAAGAGGGUUCAUUCAAUUGAAGCCAGUGAGAUGGCAGAUACUGCGGAGAAGCUGAUUCAACACAACAACCUGUCUGAUGAGAUCACUCUAUAUCAUGGGAAGGUAGAGGGUACAACCUUACCUGAGAAAGUAGACCUCAUCAUUUCAGAGUGGAUGGGAACCCUUCUUAUUUUUGAGUUCAUGAUCGAGUCUGUCCUUAUUGCCCGAGACCAAUGGUUGAAGGCGGAUGGUAAGAUGUGGCCUUCCCAAGCCCAUCUCUUCCUGGCUCCAACCUCUGCACCCAAACAUAAGGAUCGUAUCCAUUUUUGGGACUCUGUUUGUGGUCUGGACUAUUCUAUCUUGAGAACAGCUGCCAUGUCAGAAUACUUCUGCAAGCCUCUUAUCAAUGAAGCACUCAAUGCAAGUGAUCUGUUAGCUGAAGGAGACGUUGUGUAUUCAUGUGAUCUCAACAUGGUUACUAUAGAAGAUCUUGAGAUGAUCAAACAGGAUUUUUCAUUUACCAUCAGCAAAGCAGGAACUCUACAUGGCUUUGCCUCCUGGUUCAGUGUGGACUUUGAACCCCUUGAGAAGAGCAGUGCAAAAUGUGUGGUGCUGGAUACCAGUCCACAUGUACCACUGACCCACUGGAAACAAGCAGCCUUAGUUCUAGAUGACUGGUAUGAUGUAGAGACUGGGGAUUCUGUCCAGGGCACUAUGAGGAUGGAAAGAAGCUUUAUGUGGAGGAGACAUUUUAGGGUCAGGUUAUCAGGGACCAUCACUUUCAAAAAUUCAAGCAACGUGAAGAAGACUUUCAAUAAGACGUUCAAGGUAUGGAGAUGACAUCCUUCAGUUAUUCUCUUCAGCAACCAUUUUAUAUGGACAUCAUCCAUACAGACAAUCUAUGCGUAAUUCACAUCUCAAUUUGUAAAACGGGUAUCUGGUAAUAUGUUCUGCAGCUGUACUGUGCACUAAUGUAUAUGUAUUAUCUAUUGUACUCGGUGCUGAUGUGUGUCAGAAAUUUACCAGAGUGAGUGCCCUCAAGUAAUGGGAUGGGUGCACAUGCACAGACUGGUUCAUUUUGAUGUCAUAACUCUAGUUAAGUCCAGUUAAACCAUGGUUUCGAUAUGAGGGUGAAAUCUGGGCAGCCAAACGUGGUAUUAAUCUGACAUUAAAGUUGGAAUUAAAAGGCAUUCUCAUGCUCCUCAAAGAUCAAAACUUCACUCAAAUCAGUUAUAUCUGGAGGAGAGACCUGUGGGUCACAGUGAUCUCAAGAACAUUGUGUCAAAGCAGUAAUGAUAAUGAAAUACUUUGGUUGGAGAUUUCAAGAUAGCCAACUUCUUGAGACCGUCUUAAUAGUCGUCAAAAAAAGACGCAUGUGUUACAUAAAAUAAUUUAGGUGACAAUCAAGUAGUUUAUCUGAUAACGCUGGAGUAAUUAGUGAAUUAUCGGAUGGUCUAAUAUCACUUUGUCUACUUAUCAGUUCGUCCAUCUUCACAUAGUCUAAACCCAUUUUGUCUACAACCAGUUCGUCUAAUAUCCACUUUGUCUAAUUCUCACUUGGUCUAAUAUCCAAUUCGUCUCAUUUCCAUUUGGGCUAAUAUCCAAUUUGGCUAAUAAGCAGUUGGGCUAAAACCAUUUUGUCUAAUAUUCAUUUCGUCUAAUUGUCAUAUGGUCUAAUGACCGUUUGGUCUAAUUAUUACUUGGUCUAAUUUUCACUUGGUCUUAUAUCCAUAUCUCUUCGUAGGCCUACCUGAAAGGGGGUGG